AUGACAUAUCACUUCAAAGCGAAAACGUCUCUGACUCUUCCAGGAUUGAAACUUCUCUGCCCUAACCUCAAUGGAAAUAGGACAAUGAUCAGAAUCACUUGGAUUGAGCGUGAUUGCCCUACUAGAUGUUUGGUGGAGUUAAUUUGUAGCUUCUUUGUUGCAUCCUGGACUGGGGUUGUGAAGUACCAUGGGCCACGGCCUAGUAUCCGACCAAAGCAGGUUUUUGUGGCCAAUCAUACUUCUAUGAUUGAUUUCAUCAUCCUAGAACAAAUGACAGCAUUUGCUGUUAUCAUGCAAAAGCAUCCUGGAUGGGUUGGAUUGUUGCAAAAAAUUAUUUUGGAGAGUGUGGGAUGUAUCUGGUUCAAUCGUACAGAAGCAAAGGAUCGGGAAAUUGUUGCAAAGAAAUUAAGGGAUCAUGUGGUGGGGCCUGACAAUAACCCUCUCCUUAUAUUUCCCGAGGGAACAUGUGUAAACAAUCACUACACUGUCAUGUUUAAGAAGGGUGCAUUUGAGCUUGGCUGCUCAGUUUGCCCUGUUGCAAUCAAGUAUAAUAAAAUUUUCAUUGAUGCAUUCUGGAACAGCAGAAAGCAGUCCUUCACAAUGCAUCUCCUACAGCUUAUGACAUCUUGGGCUGUUGUUUGUGAUGUGGGGUAUUUGGAGCCUGAAAAUAUUAAGCCCGGGGAGACUGCCAUUGAAUUUGCAGAGAGGGUCAGGGACAUAAUUUCUGUUCGAGCUGGACUUAAGACGGUUCCCUGGGAUGGAUAUCUGAAAUACUCCCGCCCUAGCCCAAAGCACAGAGAGCGAAAACAACAAAGCUUCGCCGAGUCUAUGCUCCAACGCCUAGAGGAGAAAUGAUAUUUGUUUCUUUCUUUUUUCAGUCUCCAUUCAUUUCAAACUUGUAGCAUGUACUAGUAGGGAUGGCAAUGGGUAGGGUAGGGUACAGGGAUCAAAAUACCGUACCCAUACCUUUUUACAUUUCUCAUCCCCGUUCCCGUUCCCGUCCCCGUACCCCUAAUUAGAUAAUGGGGAUUUUCUGUACCCGUACCCUUUGGGGAUUACGUUUCCAUAUCCGUACCCGUACCCGUUAACAAUUAUGUAUUAAAUUAAUUUUUUUUUAAA
Molecule: messenger RNA, 1119 nt
Organism: Fragaria vesca subsp. vesca
Lineage: Eukaryota; Viridiplantae; Streptophyta; Magnoliopsida; Rosales; Rosaceae
Product: glycerol-3-phosphate acyltransferase 3-like
Exons: 9
Coding region: 1-855 (284 amino acids)
Biological process (GO): triglyceride biosynthetic process
Cellular component (GO): endoplasmic reticulum
Molecular function (GO): glycerol-3-phosphate O-acyltransferase activity
Source: RefSeq, a predicted model, not a curated record